Aspergillus pseudotamarii is the source of this 533-nucleotide messenger RNA. Its product is annotated as SANT/Myb-like DNA-binding domain-containing protein. Bases 28 to 366 code for a protein of 112 amino acids. Lineage: Eukaryota; Fungi; Ascomycota; Eurotiomycetes; Eurotiales; Aspergillaceae. Gene Ontology annotation, biological process: regulation of DNA-templated transcription. The transcript has 2 exons. The record is from RefSeq and is a predicted model, not a curated record. Gene Ontology annotation, cellular component: nucleus. Gene Ontology annotation, molecular function: RNA polymerase II cis-regulatory region sequence-specific DNA binding; DNA-binding transcription factor activity, RNA polymerase II-specific.
CUUCUCCGGUAUGCCGUCACAACUGCUAUGGAACAGUCUCGCCCGCUCAUGUGGCGUGAAUUGGCGAAAUCGGUGCCUGGACGGUCGAAUAAGGACUGUCGCCGGCGGUGGUGGAACAGCUUGGCAGAUGGGACUGCCAAGGGUUUCUGGUCGGAGGAUGAGGACGAGCGCUUGAUGCGAGCUGUCAACAAAUAUGGCACUGACUGGCGUAGAGUGGCCCAGGAGGUCAUCUCGAGAACGCCCGAUCAAUGUUCUAGUCACUGGAGUCAAGUACUGGACCCAGAGAUCAACCACUGUGACUGGACGGGCAAGGAGGCAUGCUCAUUCCAUUCGUCCUUUACCCAGAGGCUCGCUGACAAGGAAUAGGAUGAGCAACUUUUGCACGAGGUCCUUACGCAUGGCACCAAUUGGACCGUCAUCGCCACGUCCCACGUUCCCCGAAGAACAACCCUGUCCCUGAAGAACCGUUACGCUACGUUGCGACUGAGGCAUGAAAACAACAAUAGAAGCGAAGAGAAACCCGUCCCAAAAUU